Abrus precatorius (Indian licorice) is the source of this 1525-nucleotide messenger RNA. RefSeq names its product metal tolerance protein 10-like. The transcript is spliced from 6 exons. The record is from RefSeq and is a predicted model, not a curated record. The coding region runs from base 114 to 1304 and encodes 396 amino acids. Gene Ontology annotation, biological process: monoatomic cation transport; transmembrane transport. Gene Ontology annotation, cellular component: membrane. Gene Ontology annotation, molecular function: monoatomic cation transmembrane transporter activity. NCBI's taxonomy places the organism in Eukaryota, Viridiplantae, Streptophyta, Magnoliopsida, Fabales, Fabaceae.
AUAACUCGGAAGGUCGUUAACACUUGCUUGCAUUGUAUCAAAUCAAAUCAACACAAAGCCAAAGCCAAAACCAAAAUCAAACCAAAACCUUUUACUAUUUCAGAGAACCAGAUAUGUCGGAGAGUGGCGGCGGAAACCGCCGUAGGGAACCGCUUCUGUCGUCGCCGGAGGAGGAGGCUGCAAACUCUUCUUGGAGACUCAAUGUGAAGGAGUUUCGUUUACCAACCCAAACUAAUGAUCAUCAACAUAACUCUUCCUUCACUUUCCGUGGCCUUCUUCGCAAGCCCAGGAAGCAACGCAAGGUGGCGGAAUAUUACAAGAAACAGGAGAGGCUGCUGGAAGGAUUUAGUGAGAUGGAGACUGUGACUGAAACGGGUGGUUUCCCUGGAAGUCUCACUGAGGAGGAAAUGAAGCAACUAGCUAAGAGUGAGAGGAUGGCAGUUCGUGUGUCAAAUAUAUGUAACUUGGUGCUGUUUGUAGCAAAGGUUUACGCCUCAGUUGCAAGCAGAUCGUUAGCAGUUAUUGCCUCAACUAUGGAUUCUCUCUUGGAUCUCUUGUCAGGGUUCAUAUUGUGGUUUACUGCUCAUGCAAUGAAAAACCCAAAUCAAUAUCACUAUCCAAUUGGAAAGAAACGCAUGCAACCAUUGGGUAUCAUUGUUUUUGCAUCUGUGAUGGCAACCUUGGGGUUGCAGAUUUUGAUUGAGUCUGCCAGGGAACUAAUUUCCAAGACUAAGCCUGAAGUGGAUUCAACAAAACUGCAUUGGAUGAUUGCGAUUAUGGUAUUUGUGACUGUAGUGAAGUUCAUUCUGAUGGUCUACUGUCGACGAUUUAAAAAUGAAAUCGUCGGAGCAUAUGCACAAGAUCACUUUUUUGAUGUCAUUACUAAUUCAGUUGGAUUAGCUGCUGCUGUGCUAGCUGUCAAGUUCUACUGGUGGAUUGAUCCAGUAGGAGCUAUUGUUAUAGCAUUGUACACAAUCAACACAUGGGCUAAGACAGUGAUUGAGAAUGUUUGGUCACUCAUUGGAAGGACAGCACCACCUGAUUUUCUGGCUAAGUUAACUUACCUUAUAUGGAAUCACCAUGAGCAGAUUAAGCACAUAGAUACGGUUAGAGCAUACACAUUUGGUGCACAUUACUUUGUGGAAGUUGACAUUGUGUUGCCAGAAGACAUGCUUCUUCACCAAGCUCAUAAUAUUGGAGAGACUCUCCAAGAGAAGCUGGAGCAACUUCCAGAAGUUGAGAGGGCUUUUGUUCACAUAGAUUUUGAGUUCACUCACAGGCCAGAGCACAAGACCAUGGUAUGAAAUUGGUGGCGUGGCCUAGCUUUGCUAAUUCUCUUUGGUUAUUUUAUUUGAGCCAAAUAACACAAUUUUGCUUUCUUAUGUUAAAUAGUUGCUAAUACCUCGUCAUACUUUCUAUCUUAGUGGAUUUGAAAUAAUUUUAAAAUGUUAUUUUUAACUUUACAUUUUUUAUGGCCUAUCCCUUGCUCCUACUUUUAUGGUUAAUAUUAAUUUGAAUUAAUGUG